Molecule: messenger RNA, 1611 nt
Organism: Hydatigera taeniaeformis
Lineage: Eukaryota; Metazoa; Platyhelminthes; Cestoda; Cyclophyllidea; Taeniidae
Source: the annotation of a GenBank genome assembly
AUGCCUAUUUUACAGAACAUCAAGUCAUGCGUACGUCGGAAACAUGGUGUUACAAGGAGGCCGACGAAGGUCCGCUUUAAUGUAAAAAUCGUUGACGCAUUCAAGUCUGCAAACAUUGCUUCUCAGUUAAGGGACCUUCUCGUAUAUAUCGCUCGUGAAGGCGUUGCCGUUACUGACUUGUUUAGGCGCCCGGGAAAUAUUCAAUCCAUCAAAAAGAUAGUAUCAGAUUUGGAGUCGGGACGACCGAUCAAUUGGACAGAUUACAAUUUCUAUACGCUUGCAAACAUAGCAAAGCGUUUUUUGCUUCAUAUUGAGGGAGGAAUUCUUGGUGAGGAGGCUGAAGAGGCCUUGAUAGAAGCGUUAGAUAUUCCUGAUAUCGAUGCCCGCAACGCUCAAAUGAAGUCCAUUAUUACGUCACAGCCAAAAAUGGUUCAGCAGCUGCUAACUCUGCUUUUUGGAACGUGGUUUCGUAUGAUUUAUCACACCGAGGUUAACGCAAUGUCUGUUGAAGCUGUAGCAAAGUCCGUAGCGGGGUCUAUCUUCCCUAGUUGUACAUAUUCGCCUGAAAAGGUUGAGAAAGCAUCGAAAGUUAUGGAAGUCCUCAUUGUGGGCUUUGCGUCAACGGAACUCUUUGGACGUGAAUUAAUCGAAUACUUCACUCGCGAGACAAACACAAGCAUUUCACGGAUAGAGAAAUUCAAAUAUGAGUUUCGAUUUCCAAAGAAUGUUCCAAAACUGCGAUCCACUCAGAUGUUUCGCCAAAUGCUUAUUGAGGAGAGCAAAAAGCACGGCUUCGACAUUCUGAAAGACGAAGUCACCAAGGAGGAGUUUGAGUGCGCAAAUGAGACGAUGGCAUUGGACUGUCCAGAACUGCAAUUCCGUCUUACCAAUGCAAACAAAGAUGGCGGGGGUGAUUUCCUGGGGCCGACCGCUGAUUGUGUGUUCGUUCCUUCUCGGACAUCCAGUUUACGAAUUCCGCUGGCGGAUCUACAACCAACUGCUCAGUCUACUCCUGCCCAGCACCCAUUAACAUUGUCGUCCCACCACCUCAUCGACGAAAAUGAUACCCUGCCUUCGUUUUCUAAAGUAGAGGACGGAAGACCAGGGCAUUUAAACCAUUUCCGCCUCCACCAUCACCGCAUCGACCGGGUUCAGCAAUACUCGGAGAAGCGUACCUGCGUUACCGCCACUCCCACCGACGCCAGCGACUCGCGUUUCCGCCGACGCGACAGCAGUGGUAUGGUGGAGAGUUUACAGGGUCCCGCCGAACGAAUUUGCGGUAUCCUUGGACGCCAAUACGACUCCCUCUCUGAAAUCGAUGACAUUUCGAGUGCCCAAGAAUCCUCUCGCACACUGCUUCUGCGUUUCCACUUUCAGUUCAAUGGCUCUGGUGCUGCAGCAGUGUACGGUUCGUGUUUCAAUUCGGUGAGGAAGCGACAAUUAGAGCGAUUGCAGAAACGCUCGGACUGGUUUCUCAGUCCGCCCUCGGGUCUCCGCAACUCUGGGAUGAUGCGCAUUGAUCCGCCCCCUACUACCGGUACGUACAUUAUUCAACGCAAUGUCUCUGCUUCUUCGUUUGUUCUCUUCUCCUUCAACAAACUGCCUUCUUGA